CAUUAUUCGCCCAACGUUGGUCGAGUGCGCAACGUUCAGUAUAGUAGUAGUACCAUUAGCAUCAAGUGCGCGCGUAAUAUUAAACUAUGGAAAAAAUUACUUCUGAAAAUAUUUGCAAAAUAAUCAUUUUGGAAUCCAGUCAGCAGAGGCUUUUCCAUCCGAAACUCCAGGAAAAUUUCUUGCAACAAGAAAAUUUGGUGCGCCGCAAACGUCCGUCGGUUUUCAAAAAGUGCCUUUUCGGAAAGUCCGAUCCAGACGACACGAAACGGAUGCUGGAAGAGCAAUACGGCCUCGACCAGCAACGGUUCUUUUCCAGAUUCGGUUUCGAUAUUGAAACCAUUGAGCAGCUGGAACGGACCAAAGAUGACGUUAAGGAGAAUAUUGAAAAUGAUAGGAAUGAACAAAAUAGGAAAAGCUGUAGUGCCGGUAUUAAGAAUUUGGGAAAGAAAAUUUUGAAGGCGAGGAGAAAAGUUAGUUUCAAUAAGCCGCAGACCAAUCAGAGCCAACAAUUUAUUACUGAUUAUUACCAGGCCAGAAAAAACUCCGCAUUGCAUUCUUUAGGGAAAAAUACGCCCACAGAGCAACCGACUUCGAAUUUGGAAAAUUGUUAAACAAUUCAAUUUAUAUAAGACUGUAUAUAUGUAUUUAAAUUAUUGUGUAUAAUUUCAUACGGCCAAAGCCAAAGUUUAUGUAGAAUGCUUAGAAAAAAAAAACAAAUAAUGCUUUCUCGAACAUUUUAGAACUUCUAUUUCUUGUAAAGAUGCUAGCAAUAGAAUCUAGUCUUGUUAUUAUUAUUUUUUUGUAUAUUUUUGUGUAUAUAGCUUUUUGUACUUUUAGUGUAUGCAAAUAUUAAAUUAUUUAUGAUAAAAUUUGAUUAUUUGUUGUUUUAUUUUAAUACGUUUUAUGGAAACAAGAAAAAUAUUUCUUUAA
Molecule: messenger RNA, 930 nt
Organism: Ceutorhynchus assimilis (cabbage seed weevil)
Lineage: Eukaryota; Metazoa; Arthropoda; Insecta; Coleoptera; Curculionidae
Source: the annotation of a GenBank genome assembly